AUGCUCGUCUUUCGCCCUCUUCGUACACUCACCACGCCGACAUUACUUCGUACACGCGCAUUUUCAGCUCCACGAUCGAGCAUUAUAAGAACAAUGGCCUCCUCAAGCGCACCGCUGCAAGAGUGGCUCGUCAUCGUGCCUGACCACGAGGGCGCGCUGCAGAAGCGCAUUGCGGUCAGGCAAGAGCAUUUGGGAGGAUUGAAAAAGGAUGAUGACAGUUUCUGGCUCUGGGGUGGUGCUAUGCUCGAAGAGCCCAUUAAAGAGGGCGACUCCGGCCCACCAAAGAUGAAGGGCAGUGCUAUGCUGAUUGGUGCGAAGACGAGGGAGGAGGUCGAGGAGAGGCUGAAGAAGGAUGUGUAUGUUGAGGGCGGCGUGUGGGAUUUGAGUAAGGUGCAGAUCAUUCCUUUCAAGAGCGCGUUGAGAAAGGCUCUGUAG
Messenger RNA from Ascochyta rabiei, 435 nucleotides. RefSeq lists its product as uncharacterized. The transcript has 2 exons. Lineage: Eukaryota; Fungi; Ascomycota; Dothideomycetes; Pleosporales; Didymellaceae. The record is from RefSeq and is a predicted model, not a curated record. The coding region runs from base 1 to 435 and encodes 144 amino acids.